UAAGACUGUGCUUAGAGCCGCAAAAAGCAUGCUCCUCAGAUAUUCGUCAAAACUGUUUAUCAUAAUGUUUAAUUCUUCAAUUUUUGUCAUAAUUUAAUUUUUGCAUUUGUGAAGAUCCUUUCUGUGACUUCAGACGGGAUUCAUAUAUACAAUAGAUAAACGGUUGAUGACGCAAGCGAAAUCCAAGCAAGUGAGAGUCUGCUCGAUUUUACGUACAUCACAAUUUCUGCAAAAGAACGAUGUCUGGGGUACCUUCAGUAGAACGGGUAGCUCUUGUAGCCUGUGGGUCCUAUAAUCCGAUUACUAACAUGCACCUUCGUAUGUUCGAAGUCGCCAGAGAUCACCUGCACGCCACGGGCCGCUACAAGGUCGUGUGUGGAAUCAUCUCCCCCGUUCACGAUGAUUAUAAAAAAAAGGACUUGGUGUCUUCUAAGCAUCGAUUUGCGAUGUGUAAAUUGGCGGCCGAGACCUCGGAUUGGAUUAGAGUAGAUGACUGGGAAAUAUCCCAACCAGAAUGGACGUGCACGCGGGACGUACUUAAACAUUAUGAAGAAGGCUUUAAUAAACAUGGGAUUUUAUCAAACUUCUCAAGAGAUCAGUCGCAUUUAAAUUCAGGGGCGAUUCGAGUAAUGCUUCUAUGCGGCAACGACUUCCUGGAGAGCUUUGCAAUACCAGGGCUGUGGAAAGCUGAUCAUAUCGACGAGCUCACCAAAAAAUUUGGCAUGGCCGUCAUUUCCAGAUCAAGUUGCGAUGCUGAGAAGUUAAUCUACGAGCAAGACAUGAUAUAUGCUAACCGCACUACAGUCCAUCUUAUCAAAGAGUGGCUUUACAAUGAGAUUUCAUCGACAAAAGUGCGUAAAGCUUUGCGACGAGGGGAAAGCGUUAAAUACGUUGUUCUGGAUUCCGUGAUCGGUUAUAUCGAACGUAAUGGCCUCUACAAAAGUUAGACCAUGCGGACAUCGCCGAACCACUAAUUUCGACAUGGUCUUAACUGGAGUAUACUCACAUGGAUUCAAAGGUGCCCCGAUAGCGUUGUUUUGAUCCAUUGUCAGCAUAUAAUCAUUUCUAUUCUGCGUUGCUGUAUCAAAUACAAAAAGAUGUUAUCCUGCGGAUAAGAGUAUAUCGCCAUUGAUCGCGUCAGAUGAUUAUCACUUACCAGUUUGGCAGUACCAGCAAACCUAGCAUUGUAGGCCUAAAUGUGUCACACGGAUUAUCAUUGUUUCAAAUGAAAUUACAGUGUACAAACACAUUACAUACAAAGAAUAAACACUGAUUAAUUCAUU
Varroa destructor (honeybee mite) is the source of this 1283-nucleotide messenger RNA. RefSeq names its product nicotinamide mononucleotide adenylyltransferase (gene Nmnat). Gene Ontology annotation, molecular function: nicotinamide-nucleotide adenylyltransferase activity; nicotinate-nucleotide adenylyltransferase activity. The record is from RefSeq and is a predicted model, not a curated record. Gene Ontology annotation, biological process: NAD+ biosynthetic process. Lineage: Eukaryota; Metazoa; Arthropoda; Arachnida; Mesostigmata; Varroidae.